AUGAAAACCAUCAAAAAAAGAAGCAAGGAAGAGCAUUUGCUGGAGGUGACGGUCAUUCGCUCUGAGGGCUUACUUCUGGAUCAGAAUCUUGGCACCAAAUGUAACCCGAUCUGUGUGUUGUCUAUACCCGAAAUUUCUUCUGGAAAAACGUCUAAGAUCAAAGGUUCAUCAUCACCUCAGUGGAAUGAGACUGUAAGUCUGAGAUUGGCCAAGGGAAGGGAGUCAGGGUUUGCCUUUUGUGCCACCAUCUGGGACAAGCAUCGCAUCAAAAGGGAGUAUUUGGGAGAGCUGCGGCUGCCUCUUGAUGAAGUUUUGAACAUGGCAAUGGCACAGGAAAGCGAAAAGACGUUUAAAUUAUAUUCAUCCAGAUCGAGACAGAAGUAUGUGACUGGUACUUUGGUUCUCAAGUUCUCUCUGUCUAAGAAUGGCACCAAGGUGUCGUCACUGGAAAACACUCCAGAUGGGUUGGUCGCUUCACCUAGCAAGAUUUCAGAGCAAACGGUUUGUGACCUUGUGAGAAAUGUGUCCGAGACGGACCGAAAAGCCAUGGAACAGAUCAUCCAAGUAGACGAACAAGGCUUCUAUCCUGAAGACUGGAGGUUUUCCAUACCUGACAGCGAUGUUCCUCAGGAACAGGAAAAUGUGGAGCCUUCGUCAUUAUUGUCGCCUAAUGACAGGCCUUCCAAGUUCAUGAACUCUUUGUCAUCCCCAUCAAUGGCGCCAUCUUCAACUGCAUCGUCCAUUACCCCGCGACUCUCGAAGAAGGGCCACUCGAAGCUCAGCUCGCAUGCCUAUUCGACUGCCGAUUUUUCAAGUGACUUUUCAGAGUUUGAUCUCACUGACACAGAUACGUCCAACAUGUGGCCUGUUCCCUCCAAAAAAGCGGAUAAAGCAGACAAAGCAUCUAAAGCAUCCAGGGCCUACAAACUUUCUUCGAGAAACGAUAUUUCCGGCAUAUUGGUCCUGGAAAUCACCACAGCUUCUGAUUUACCACCCUAUAAUAGUUUGACUCGUACCGGGUUCGACAUGGAUCCAUUCGUGGUGAUUUCUUUUGGGAAAAGAGUGUACCGCACCUCGUGGAGGAAGCAUACGUUGAACCCACAGUUCAACGAGAAGUUGGCGAUCGAAAUCUCUAAUUUAGAGACUGGUUAUGAACUGCAGUUUAGUGUUUUAGACAAGGAUCAUUUCACCUUCAAUGACCAAGUGGCCACCGGAUCUCUGAAGAUUGCUGGGCUAAUGAAGGAAGACAACCAAUAUCCAGAGGAGCUUUCUUUGGAGCUGAAGCUGGACGGGACUAAGCGCUACAGAGGGGCUGUGAGAGAGUACAGACCAGUUUUGAAAAUGAAAUACAAGUACGAGCCGUACAAAAGGUUGCGCUCGCAGCUUUGGUCAACUCUGCUCUCGCAAUAUGACACCAACGACGAUGAUAAGAUGGACGUCGUAGAGCUGGCACAGUUCCUGGAUACCUUAGGAUCCACAUUGGACGACACCACUGUUGAGAAUUUCUUCGAAGCAUAUGACCUAAACCCAUGGGUUGGAGAGAAGCUGACAUUCGACCAAUGUAUUGACCAGUUUGAAAACUUUCUAGAGCAGAAGCAUAAGAAGAAUCUCUAUUACCAUGAAGAUUCCUCUUCCAGCUCAACUGUUGUUGGCGAGCAAGAUCUGGAAGAAGAGAUCAUCAGCAUUGAGCAAUGUCCGCUUUGUGAUCGUGGAAGACUAUCCCAUAAACACGACAUAGACAUCAUCACCCAUAUUGCUCUUUGUGGAAGUAAGGAUUGGUCCAGCGUAGGAAAAGUUCUGAAACCGUCGUUCGCUACUCCAAAUUCAGCCACGAGAAGAUGGUACUCGAAACUCUUGAUCAAGUUGACAUACGGAAAACUGGCUUUGGGUUCGGACAAUGCCAACAUUCUGGUUCAAGAUCGGGAUACAGGAAUCGUCAUUGAAGAGAAGAUGAGUGUAUAUGUACGUUUGGGAAUCAGACUGUUAUACCGUUCGUUUGACACCAAGGCCAGCAGAUGGAAGGAAGUCAGAAGACUACUGAAGAACCUUUCAAUCAAGCAAGGAAUCAAGUAUGACGAUCCGCAUUCCGUCAAUCAAAUCUCCUCAUUCAUCAAGUUUCACAACCUUGACAUGUCACAAUGUCUGAUGGCUGCAGAUGAAUUUAAGACUUUCAACGAGUUUUUUUAUAGGAAACUGAAGCCCGGCGCAAGACCACUGGAAGGUGAAAACAAUCCUGGGAUCGUUACAUCUUGUGCAGAUUGCAGGUUUUGUGCUUUUGACACCAUAACUUCCGCGACAUCGGUCUGGGUCAAGGGACGGGACUUCACCAUCAAAAAACUGUUUGGGGGUCAUUACCAGGACUUGGUUGGUUCCUACGAGAACGGAUCAAUGUGUGUCUUCCGACUUGCUCCGCAAGAUUACCACCGGUUCCAUUGCCCCGUGGAUGGAAUAGUGGGCGAAGCCAAGUAUAUCGAAGGAGAAUACUUCACGGUCAAUCCUAUGGCCAUUCGUUCGGAUCUCGAUGUCUACGGUGAAAAUGUCCGCGUGUUGUUACCAAUAUAUUCCGAUAAGUUUGGCACAGUUAUGAUGGUUUGUGUGGGUGCGAUGCUAGUUGGCUCCACCAUCAUAACUGCCGAGAAGGACCAGUACGUUAAAAGAGGUGAAGAACUGGGAUACUUCAAAUUUGGAGGCUCUACGGUGCUUCUGCUGUUUCAAUCAGACCAAGUGGUGUUCGAUUCUGAUUUGACAGAAAACUCCAAAAAGGCCGUCGAAAGUCUUAUUAGGGUAGGAAUGUCUAUUGGUCACAGUCCUGACACUGUCGAGAAUAACCGUGAACACCGCAACUUCGAAGAACAGAGCGAGGAGGCACAGAUGAAGAUUAUUCGCACCAUCACUGGAGGUGAGGGUGUAUAUCGCGGUAUCAGGCCGAACAUUGCAGAGUUGGCUGAAGUGCCGAAUUGGGAGGCCCAGCAGCUUGAUAUUGAUGACUCGAUUGAUUUCUCGAUUGACUUGAAUAGAUGA
Kuraishia capsulata CBS 1993 is the source of this 3021-nucleotide messenger RNA. RefSeq lists its product as uncharacterized. Lineage: Eukaryota; Fungi; Ascomycota; Pichiomycetes; Pichiales; Pichiaceae. The record is from RefSeq and is a predicted model, not a curated record. The transcript has a single exon. Bases 1 to 3021 code for a protein of 1006 amino acids. Gene Ontology annotation, molecular function: calcium ion binding; phosphatidylserine decarboxylase activity. Gene Ontology annotation, biological process: phospholipid biosynthetic process.